AUGAAACCAACACAAGCAGUACAAGAAGCUGAUAAAGGAAGAGAAUUUUUGGCUGUGCAAAAGAAGCUGAACUCUCACAAGCGAUCAUGGCGGAGGAGUUUCAAAUAGGCGGCGGAAACUGGUGGGGUUCAUCGAGAGCCAGGUUCGAAGGCGGAACAACUCCCUCAUCGUCCUCGGGACUGAUCAGCAUGGGCAGCAGCUUCGGAUGGCCGGCGGAGAUAGUGGACCUCAAUUACAAAGCAAUAUCGUCGUCUAAUUUUACGAAUUCCGUGUCCGCAUCCGUAUCCAGUAAUCCCAUGCCUUUCCAGGACACCCGGAAACUGGCACAAGACCCCAACUCACAAAUGAUGGGUUUAGGCCUUUCUUCUCAUGCAAUGGAUUGGCACCAAGACAAUCCACGUCGUGGCGGUGAAAAAGCGGAGACUAGAUAUUUGCCCGGGCUUCAGCAAAACACGAGCUUCGCCGCGAAUUUCGAUCAGCAAGAGAUCGGGAUGGAGUCAUGGAGACAAAAACUAAACUCCAGCAAUUCUGAUCAGGCCAAUGAGUAUAAGCAAUUCAGUACUCCCAAUAUCAGCUCCAGUUUCCAGAUGGAUCCAGCGGCUUAUGGAAGCCUCUCAUCAACCAUAUCAUCACAAGGAACAGUCUUGGGAUCUGAUCAAAAUCAACAUCGGCCUAAUUUCAUGUACCCUGCAAAUAAUUAUGGAUUGAAUAAUCCGGGCGAAUUAUCGCCUUCGUUGUCGAAACUUCCUCGCUACUUGAGAAAUUCGCCUCCGAAACAACAAUCAAAUAGCCAGUUGCAGUUUUCCGACGACGCUCCUUCGUGGAAUGCAGCGUCAGCAUCCAUGAACGAUGUUCGAUCGAGCACUUUAUUCUCUCCACCAACCUUCGAUGCGAGACCUAAGAAUAAAUCGGUGGUCCGGGAUUUGGGUAAGGUGGCGACUAAGAAAAGUAGUAGUGAAGCAUCGAACAAAAGGUCCCGGAGCGAAACAUCGUCUUCUUUGCCACCUUUUAAGGUAAGGAAAGAGAAGAUGGGGGACAGAGUCACUGCACUCCAACAACUGGUUUCACCUUUCGGAAAGACAGAUACAGCUUCGGUGCUCUCCGAGGCGAUCGAAUACAUCAAGUUCCUCCAUGAACAAGUUAAUGCUUUGAGCAGCCCAUACAUAAAAAGUGGAGCUUCCAUGCAAUACCACCACCUGGGUUUUGAUAAACCAAGAGACUGUAAAGGACCAAAGCAAAAUCUGAGAAGCAGAGGGCUGUGUUUAGUUCCAGUUUCAAGCACAUUUCCAAUCACUUGUGAGACACCAGUUGAUUUUUGGAGUAGUACUCCUACGUAUGGAGCGACCCUCAGAUAUAAAUAGAUGAAAUAGCAGCCAUGGAUCGAUAUUCGGGCACGCGACCGAUUAUCCGGUGGCAACUGGUCCUUGUUGAAGCCCUUGAUCAAAAGUCUGAGAUGAGGAAGUAGGUAGAUAUAUAUGAUGUUGAUUUAGAGAAAGAAGAAGAAAACGACCCUUACUUGAUGGACUUGGUGCAUGACCCUAUAGUGCAUCUCCCUGUACCAUAGGAGUAUAGUGCACGAUCUGACUCGUCCGUCUUGACAAUCAAUGAUUCAGAUUUCAUAUCGGCUCUUGCAUAUUUUAGCUGUCUAUUGCCAAGAUGAAAUUUGAACCCUUUGUUGAGCAAUUGUUGGGCCAGAUGCUGGCAAAACGCGCUUCAUUAGUGAUUAAGUUGAAUAGAGGGACAAGAAGGUAUAUAUACCUGACUCCAUGGGACUCACUUAGACUUGUAAUUUUCCGACUUCAUUUUCUUACAUAAUAUAUGCUUUAUUUUAUGUCCUA
Messenger RNA from Rhododendron vialii, 1838 nucleotides. Its product is annotated as transcription factor bHLH123-like. The record is from RefSeq and is a predicted model, not a curated record. Gene Ontology annotation, molecular function: DNA-binding transcription factor activity, RNA polymerase II-specific; protein dimerization activity; RNA polymerase II cis-regulatory region sequence-specific DNA binding. Gene Ontology annotation, cellular component: nucleus. Bases 87 to 1361 code for a protein of 424 amino acids. The transcript has 7 exons. Gene Ontology annotation, biological process: regulation of transcription by RNA polymerase II. NCBI's taxonomy places the organism in Eukaryota, Viridiplantae, Streptophyta, Magnoliopsida, Ericales, Ericaceae.